This is a messenger RNA of Daldinia loculata, 1038 nucleotides long. RefSeq names its product HIT-like protein. NCBI's taxonomy places the organism in Eukaryota, Fungi, Ascomycota, Sordariomycetes, Xylariales, Hypoxylaceae. Gene Ontology annotation, molecular function: catalytic activity. Bases 229 to 828 code for a protein of 199 amino acids. The record is from RefSeq and is a predicted model, not a curated record. Gene Ontology annotation, biological process: nucleotide metabolic process. The transcript is spliced from 2 exons.
AUACGUCAAGUCUCACCCGCCGAGGCAUCAACUCUCUACUUAUUUCCUAGAAACCACGGCGCAUUUGUCGGAUUGCUUGUCUACUUUCCCAUUUAUUUCUAAAUUCAUUCUUUUUUAAUCAACAUAGAUAAAUCCCCAAACACAGCGCCUUGAAUUCAUCGAUAGAUUAGAAUUUGCCUAACUCACCUCAACCUUUACCGCGAACCCAAAUCAAAACUUCGUUCUACCAUGGCAGAAGAACCCAAAAUAAUCCCACCAUUCGAUCCCGGCACCUCUCCCUCCGCCACCGAUCCUUGUCCUUUCUGCUCUAUAUCCUCCAGCUAUUCUCCUUUCCCUCCCGAUCAACCUCCCCCAGCGGAAUCCCCUUCUAUCGACCCCUUCCAACUCGCGCCCCCGGCCUUCGUCGUACUUUCAACGCCUACGCUCGUCGCUUUCCUCGAUAUAUUACCCCUGUCCAGGGGCCAUCUCCUAUUAUGCCCUCGCGCCCACCGUUCCAAGUUAACCGAUGUCACAUCUCACGAAGCCGCCGAGCUAGGCCUUUACCUACGCGUACUAUCCGCGGCCCUCGUGCGCGCCACGGGGGUUAAAGAUUGGAACGUAGUACAAAAUAACGGUGCCGCAGCCGCGCAGGUAGUUAAUCAUGUGCACUACCAUCUUAUCCCACGACCCGAGAUACGCGCCAGCGGGAGGUUUAGGGAAAGUUUUACGAUGUUUGGCCGCGGAGUGCGCGAGGAGUUAGACGAUGACGAAGCAGUUGCGUUAGCGGAACAAGUGAGAAGGAGUGUAGCUUUGGUCUUAGAGGAAGAGGCUAGGAAGGGGAAGUUAUGAGAGCUUUAAAAUUCAAACCAUUACUCGUCGUCACCGAAGAAGACCUUAACUGGCAACCAGUCGUCUCCGCAGACCUUGAAGCGGUCCGGCAGGUUGUUAAGCUUCUUCAUUUCUUCCUCCGUCAGCUCCCAUCCGUCGAGGGCAAAAUUGCUCUCGAUCCGCUCUGGCGUGACUGACUUGGGAAUAACGUCCCAGCCGUUUUGAAUUCCC